GAGAGAGAGAGAGAGAGAGAGAGAGAGAGAGUUGAGUGAGAGAUGAAAAGCAUGCUAAGCGAGAGAGAAGCACUCACACUGAAGGAGGCAGAGGCAACAGCUCCAGCAACAGCACGCUCCUUUCCCAUCCUCCCUUUCCUCUCUCAUAAUCCCACAUCCACGCCGAGGGAGAUGGAGGGCACCCAGACCCGCUGAGGAGCACUGUUUAGAGGAGAGGAAAGCUCACAUGACCCCCUCCCCCAUCCCCUCCUGUGAGUGUCCGGAUCAUAUUUUUGGGACAAUAACCAACGAGGACUGAACCGGGGGUGUGUACACAAGCGAGCCUGCUGGCAGGAGGGAAAAGAAGGCAGGGAAAAGAGGGGGGGGGGAUGAGAGGAAGGUUCGGUACAGCUGCUGAUGCCCGGGUCUGCGAGUGAGACCGAGACAGACUGAGGAGGGGAGGGCGGCACAUGUGGAGCAGUGUCAACUCGUGGGCCCAAGACGAGGGGAAAGAAGAUUCACAUACGCACACAGCUGGACAGAUGAGGAGACAUCAGGGACCACGCUUCAGUCCUGGGUGUGUGGUGUACUGACCCUGCCUGUGACAGGCAAGGAGUCAGAGGGCCAGGGCCAUGAUUGGCUCUCCUGGCUCUGCUGGGUGUGCCUUAGUGCCAUGGCCGAGGAUGUGGCAAUGGGUCCUGGCUGCUUCUCUGGUUGCCGUGAUAACCUUGACGCUGCCAGGAAGAGGCCAGGCCUGUCCACCACGGUGCGAGUGCUCGGCUCAGCUGAGGUCGGUGUCGUGCCAGCGGCGGCGCCUCAUCAACAUCCCGGAGGGCAUCCCCACGGAGACACAACUCCUGGACCUCAGCAAGAACCGGCUCCGCUGGGUGCAAGCAGGGGACCUGGCACCGUACCCGCGGCUGGAGGAGGUGGACCUCAGUGAGAACCUUAUCGCCACAUUAGAGCCCAAUGCCUUCGCCACCCUCCAGAGUCUUAAAGUGUUGAAGUUGAGGGGAAACCAGCUGAAGUUAGUGCCCAUGGGGGCUUUCGCCAAGCUGGGCAAUCUGACCAGCCUGGACCUGAGCGAGAACAAGAUGGUGAUUUUAUUGGACUACACCUUCCAGGAUCUGAGGAGUCUGAAACAUCUGGAGGUGGGAGACAACGACCUGGUUUAUAUCUCCCACAAGGCGUUCUCAGGGCUGCUGGGGCUGGAGGAUCUCACAAUAGAGCGCUGCAACCUGACAUCCAUCUCUGGCCAGACGCUGUCCUACCUGCGCAGCCUGGUCACCCUUCGCCUCCGUCAUCUCAGCAUUAUUGCCCUGGAGGACCAGAACUUCCGAAAGCUCUCCAACCUGCGGGGUCUGGACAUUGAUCACUGGCCGUACCUGGAGUACAUCUCACCUGUUAGUUUCCAGGGCCUGGACCUCCACUGGCUCUCCAUCACCAACACCAACAUCACCUCUGUCCCCUCUGCUUCCUUCAAGAACCUGGUGCACCUCACACACCUCAACUUGUCCUACAAUCCCAUCAGCACACUAGAGCCCUGGGCCUUCAAGGACCUGCUGAGGCUGAAGGAGCUCAUCAUGGUAAGCACAGGGUUGAUGACAGUGGAGCUCCAUGCCUUUGGAGGCCUUCGACAGAUCCGAGUUCUCAACUUCUCCUCCAACGACCUGCAAACUCUGGAAGAGGGCUCCUUCCACUCUGUCAACAGUCUGGAGACCCUCAGAGUGGAUGGGAACCCCCUGAUGUGUGACUGCCGUCUGUUGUGGAUCCUGCAAAGACGCAAGACCCUCAACUUUGACGGCAGAGUGCCGGUGUGUGCGGGGCCGGUGGAGGUGCAAGGGGUCAGCCUCAGCGCCUUCACCGAUUCUGCACUCUUCGAUCACUUUACAUGCCAGAAACCUAAGAUACGCAACCGUAAGAUGCAGCAGGUGAUCGCUCGUGAGGGCCAACCUGUGAGUUUUCUGUGUCGAGCUGAAGGAGAACCUGCACCCGCUAUUGUCUGGAUUUCACCACAGCGCAGACGGAUCACAGCCAAGAGUUCAGGGCGCAUUACCGUUCUCCCUAGCGGCACCCUGGAGAUCCGCUACGCCCAGCUUACCGACAGCGGAACAUACAUCUGCAUCGCCAGUAACGCCGGAGGCAAUGACACCUACUUUGCCACACUCACGGUGCGUGGCCAGCCGCUGGAUGCCGCCUCAGCCUUCUUUCUCAACCGCUCGCUGUACAGCGGCGAGUUCUUCAACGACACAAAUCUGAACAGCACGCGCGUUUAUCUUAAGUUCACCUUGGACCUGACCACCAUCUUGGUCUCCACAGCAAUGGGUUGCAUCACGUUCCUGGGCGUGGUUCUCUUCUGUUUCCUGCUGUUGUUCGUGUGGAGCCGUGGACGUGGGCAACGCAAGAACAACUUCACAGUGGAGUACUCCUUCCGGAAAUCUGAACCCGUCACCGGCAGCUCCUCGGGAGGGACCAGGAAGUUCAACAUGAAAAUGAUAUGAAACAACGCAGCCAGGGGUCGCUCGGGGGAGGCAUGAGCACGUCCCAAAAAACGUGUUUGACACACGCAAACGCACACAGCCACUGACUCGCAAAGAAGUGUGAAAUCCCAAUAUAAGAUCCUGUCUAUUAUAGCUCUAUUCAAAAGUCCACAUCAAAAACACGCCAUGACACGAUUUGAUUUAAUUUCUAAAUGAAAACAAAAUAAUACCGAUCUCUUGGCCUCUCGAUGGUUUUAUAUUCAGCUUGCGGUGAAAAAGAUGUUUGAAUGAUACUGUAAAGAACUACAGUAUUAAUAGACUUCAAAGAGCUACCGUCCAUGCUUGAUAAGAAUAAUAGAGGAGAUAAGUUUUGGAAAUUGGCAUGAAUACUGAGCCGUGGGAAACCGGUAGCCCUGUCUCUUUGUUCCAGUAAUGAGAUAAUAAAAAAGAUUUCCUUUUUCAUUUAAAAUGUCCCUUUACUGUGUUGUGUGCAGUCCGGGAUUUUAAAAGAUAUGUGAUGAAGAGACCUGGCUACCAUCCAGUAAUAUCAUUUGCAGCCAUGCUCUUCUAAAGUCUGCCUUGUUAGGAAUCAUGCAUGUAGAAAUUUACGGAAAAAUCAAUUGAGAGUUAAGUUGUAAGUUCAUACCACCAAAUAAAACAAAUUGUUUUGAAAGACAGUUUGAAUCUGUUUUUCUAUAGAAUAUUUAACAGCCUCCUUCAUCUGUUCUGACCUUGGCUGAACCAUGAGGGUUCUCCAUUGACAUUAUCAUAUGGAUGUAAAAUAUGAACUGAUGUUAUCGGAUAAGAAGGACUGGAUUUGGACCAUUCAUAUAAAUGACAAAUAGACAAAAGAUUUGGCCUUUUUCCUCUUCGUCAGAUUUUGCGACAACGUUAGCUGUGUGAGUUUGGGACGAGCGCACUGGCCGAGAGCUGCCCGUGGCCCGGAGGGUUUGGUUAGGAAGUCAAGCCCACCGGACACGGGCAGCCACAGUAACCGUAGCAACCAACACAACAGAGAGCAAUUGGGACUGGGCUCGAGGCCAUAGGAGGGUCGCUGGGUAGAAGGCGAGGGAGAUAAAGAGGCCCCUACAUCACAAGCCCUCUGCUGUGUUGGUGGCCGCUUGACCUUCCCAGCGCUGCCCGGGGGGAGCAGCCCGGUGAGUUGGGUCAUACUCAGAGGCAAACAGAGGGCACACAGUCACACUGUCGGGGGCUUCAAUCUCACACAUCCACUCACUCCAGUAGUGGAAAACACAUAACACAGCAACAUAUGAAUAGCACCUUUCCUCAGGAAAAGUGAGCCUACGUAACCACACACACAUGCUCUGUUCAAAUAUAACAUUCCAGCAAUACUGUACGUAUUUAGAGCCAUAAAGCCAAAAUGAAUUCUCUAAGAGAGAAAUUGUGUAAAUGUCUGAGUGACGAAAAUAAGCCAUAGUAUGUGUAGGUUGUUUUUUAUAUAGUAGCGUGUGCAUGAUUCAGUUAUAUAAUGAUAUUUACUGCUACUGCCAUUGUGUUGUGAUGAUCAUAGGACCAUCUGCUGUCGCUGGGCUUGCAUAAAAUUGCACUUCAUAACACACACACAUAAACACACAUAUAAAAGUGAAGGUUGUUUGGAUUGAUAGGAACAAGAAUCACAGUUACACAUGAAUAAAUGCACGAAUUGAUGAAGCACCAUAGCAACUGACUGCUCUCUCUCUGCCUCUGAGACGGUCGGUGCGCGAAUGUCUCUGCCCCCCUAGCCCAGUGCAUCCCCCCUCCUCACCCCCAACCCCCUCACCCCCACCCCCACUGGGUCCUCCUUUGGGAGGGGUCCCUGGCUGGAGACCAAGGAUUCAAAUGUAAAUGAAGUCGUGUUAACCCUACCCACGCCAUGUGUAUCGUAUAGUGGAGAGUAGUACUGUGGUUUAAAAAAAAUAAUAAUAAUAACAAAAACUUUAUUUGAAGUGUUCUGUUACUUCUUGUUUUCAUUUCCUCAGUUGUUGUUCUCCGUGACCUUUUGGCUGUUUACUGUUUUAACGUUCCCCGUCCUCCGUGUGGGACUGUUCUGUUCUCAACACCCAAUAAAGUCCCCAUGUCAAAUGGAAUGGCAUCAAGAAAUGAGAUCUGAUCUAAAGCAGUGGUUCCUAACUGAAUAGAUGACCUUUUCUCGAGUUGAUGUGCAAGCUUUUCCUAAGUAAGCCUAUAAUUAAAAGUAUUUAUCAUCUGCUGCACCAUGCAAACUAGCUCUUACAUUGAGAUUAGUUGUUUACACACAGUAACAGUCGGGCUUUAACUGUUGCAUAACUAACUGACCCAGCUAAUGCUAGCUAACAGAUGACCCGUUCACAUUGAAGAGUAAAGGGAAUAUGGUCGACAUAUUUGACUUGACACUUGAUCAAUUUGCUGUUUACUUAUAAGGUAAAUUGGGAAUAUUUUAGCAAUAUCCCUCAAGUUACUAAACAGUAUGCCAAUUAUGUAACAGUAGUAUAAUCAAAGAUUUCGGCGUCAUUUGAAACUGCACGAAUACUACUAACUCUCAUCUCAAUUUACAAAGGACUAGCAGUUAAGUUAAAUGUUUGUUUUUUUAUUUUUGAAACUGACUCAAAAAGAGGUUUGCAGACGUGUGGUUUGUUUUAUUGACAAGAAGCGCAGUUUAACAUUUGAAAUCAGUUUUAUAGUGUCCAAGAAAUAGUCUACACAAAGACAUUAAGUCACGUUUUUUGCCUCAAGACAGCCUUGCGCGCACACAUUGCACACAUUGAGAGCUACUAAUUGAUACUGUCUGUCCUGGCUCUUGCUUAAUGUUAUUUAAAGAGUCUUUCUUAAUGUCCUCAGAUUCUUUGGCCUGAUAUUCUAUUUUCAGUCUGUUAUUUAUGUUCAAAGUUCCCUGGAGAUGUCAGGGGACAUUUGUUUGGCAGGGGACAUUUUAGACUAGCAUAAUGACUUUUGGUUUUGUACACCACAAAGUCAAACUGAGGGUGUUUUUAAACUAUUAAAACACACUAUGAAACCAGCUAGUUAAAGGACUACGCCACCGUUUCUUGAAACAGCGCUAAUCUCGGUUUCGCCCACGCGCCCAUGUAGCCGUGCUUCGACUGUGCUUCCACCCAAUAUAGUCCCAAGUCAAUAUCUUCCUAGGAAAUGGUCUAGUCUUAAUCUGCAUUGCUAUCUGUACUCGUUGUGAAUACGCAAGCCACAAGAAGUAAUUAGGUUCUUAUUGUUGUUUUGUUGGCUCACUUUUACUCACAACAUGUUAACCGGCCACAUAUAGGAUUCCAUUCACUACGCUAAGCUAACUAGCGGCAACGCUGGCAGUGUUGCACCGGACUAAAACCAUGCAUGCACUGAGACAAAAAAAUCCAUUGGCCCCCCCUAUCUCCAGCUAGGGGAGACAGUGAUAAACCCUAUUUCAACAAACGGUGGCGUGUUCCCACACAAACUUUAUGAUGGAUUUACUCAUGUCAUGAGGAGUACACAUCAUUUUUAGGGUCGUACUGUAAAAAGUUAGGAACCACUGAUCUAAAGCACUGUAUGAAGACAAGUUUACAGUUUGGAAAAUAAUUUGCCCCAAAGAAUUCUGAAAAGUUUUGCAAAAGAAAUCCUGCAAACUCCAUUUUAGUCCCCUGUGAGGGAUGACCCAACCAUGGCUUUUGUGUCAGGAUGAAUAACUCAACGGCUGAUUCACGAGGCCAAAUUCUUUUGUUUUUUUGUUUUUUGAACACCGCCUUUAACAGCGUCAGCGGCCAUUUUUGUGUUGAGAACAGGACGUCGCCUUUGUGGACGUCCCCUAUCCCUGAUCUGACCCUUUUGUGUUUCCAUUCCCCGGUAUUUCUCAGUGAAAACUAGGCUUAGAAGACAAUGAGAAUGUCUGUAGUGAUUGUCGAUGGUGUUAUUGUGCAAACAUCAAUCACAAAUGUAAGCGUAGAUGAGGGUGUUUUUUUCGUUGUAUUAUCUUCUUUUCCUCCCUUUUCUACCCUCCUUCUCUUCCUGUUCCCUGUCUUCUUAACAUUUCCAACCCUCGCUGUCCCUGUUCACAGUAUUAGGCUGGAUUAUGGUUGUGUGGUAGUAGACACGUGUUCUCUGUGGUCGCUGAGUCAGUGUUGUCGUGUUAGGAUUUCUUGCUCCUCGUGAUGCCAUCGAACACGGAGCAGCGAUAGGACCAGUGGAGACAAAAGAUGAAAGGGGUGACCCAGGUACCCUAAAAAAAAACAAAAAAACAU
Messenger RNA from Etheostoma spectabile (orangethroat darter), 6661 nucleotides. RefSeq names its product leucine-rich repeat and immunoglobulin-like domain-containing nogo receptor-interacting protein 3. NCBI's taxonomy places the organism in Eukaryota, Metazoa, Chordata, Actinopteri, Perciformes, Percidae. The transcript is spliced from 4 exons. Gene Ontology annotation, molecular function: protein binding. Bases 612 to 2480 code for a protein of 622 amino acids. The record is from RefSeq and is a predicted model, not a curated record. Gene Ontology annotation, cellular component: plasma membrane.